Hyaena hyaena (striped hyena) is the source of this 2845-nucleotide messenger RNA. RefSeq names its product nuclear body protein SP140-like protein. Gene Ontology annotation, cellular component: nucleus. NCBI's taxonomy places the organism in Eukaryota, Metazoa, Chordata, Mammalia, Carnivora, Hyaenidae. The transcript has 28 exons. Gene Ontology annotation, biological process: regulation of transcription by RNA polymerase II. Bases 101 to 2683 code for a protein of 860 amino acids. The record is from RefSeq and is a predicted model, not a curated record. Gene Ontology annotation, molecular function: DNA binding; DNA-binding transcription factor activity, RNA polymerase II-specific; protein binding.
UGGGCUCGGCAGUUGCCCUGACCCAGGCCACCGCAACUGGAGGGUUUGGAGGCCACACUUGAGGCCCAGGCGGGGCCCAGGCGGGGCCCAGAGUGGAAAGAUGGCUGAUGGGGGCAGCGACCUCAGCACCAGGGUAUCUUCAGAAGACCAGAGCAUCGAUGACAGACUCAUCUAUGAGACUUUAUUCAAACACUUCAAAAGACACAAGGUGGAAAUUUCAAAUGCAAUAAAAAAGACAUUUCCUUUCUUUGAGUGCCUCCGUGACCGUGAACUCAUCACGAACAAAAUGUAUGAUGAUUGUCAAGAGUCUUGUAGAAACCUGGUCCCUGUACAAAAAGUGGUGUAUAACGUUCUCAGUGAGCUGGAGAAGACAUUUGACCUGCCACUUCUGGAAGCAUUGUUCAGCGAGGUCAAUAUGCAAGAAUACCCUGAUUUAAAUAACGUUUAUAAGACCUUCGAAAAUGCAAUCCAAGAAAAAUUUAGUUACCAAGAAAGUGAUGGAGAAGAGGUGGUGAAGAGUCCUAAUAUUCAACUGAGCCUUGAAAAAGGAACUGGUGAAAACUCAUAUCGAAGCCUGACCUGGUUAUGCCCACAAUCCUCAUCUGACAAUGGUACAACCCCACGUGAAAAUGGACUCUCAGAGAGCCUCUGUGAAACAGAAAAGAUAAAUGCAAACAGAAGAGAUUCAACCAGUGAUGAAAAUGAUGCACUAGAAAGUGAACAAGCAAAUAAAGAGUGUGCCCAAGAGUCUGAGCCAGCAGAGUCCUGUGAACAAGCACUUAUCCAAGUGAAUAAUGGAGAUACAACAGAAGAGACACCCAGCACAUCACCCUGUGAUAGAGAAGGAGUAGAGCUACCAGGCCAUGGGAUCCAAAUAAAUUCCUGUUCUGUAUAUCUGGUGGAUAUAAAGAAGGAAAAGCCAUUUUUUAACUCGACAGUUGAUCAGCAAGCCCAAGUAAAGACCAACUGUAACCAGGCCUCCGACAUAAUAGUGAUCAGCAGUGACUCCUCAGAAUCCAGUGAUGGAGAUGAGCCCCUAGAAGCCUCCACGUCAGGACUGGAAAAUGGGCUUGUGACUGAUAACCUUGACUUAUUAGAAUCAAGGAAGGAAAGAGAAUCCAAAGAAGCCACCUGUUCACGACCUCAAAUUACAGUAGUGAAAAGAUUGGAUGACUCUUCAGAGUCCAGUGAGGAAGAAGAACCCCCAAGAGUCUUGAGCUCAGCAAUGAAAAGUGAAUCUGAUGAGGAGGAUCUUGUGGAUAUUGGAAACAGAUCUACUUGGGGGAUAAACAAUAGGAAAAGACACUGCCUGGAUAAGCAACAGAACUGGAAGAAGUAUAUAACAACAAGUGGAGAAGGGAUCAGCAGUGAUUACUUUUCAGAAUUGAGUCACGCAGAAGAACCUCAGGAAUCUUCUAGUUCAGACCUAAGAAGUGGGUCAGGAGCAGAGCCACAAGGACUUGGGAAUAAGAAGUGUUCCUGUGUCAUGUGUUUUUCAAAAGGUAUGUCAAGAGGCCGAGAAGCCAGGAGUGAGAGUAACCAAGCAUCUGACAUGAUGGAUACUGUGGAUAUUGGAAACAAUUCUACUUCGGGAAAACACAAUGAGAACAUAAGAAAAAGGAGAAGAUAUAAAUGCAAAAAAAACAGUCUCAAAAAAGUGAGAAGGAGAUACAAACAUAGAAUCCAAAAUCCGAGUAACAGAGCUCCGCGGAAAAGAGGCAGACCAAAAGGGAGAAAAACAGUCAACAGUGGGCCUUUGAGAAGAGGCAGAAAAAGAGGUCCAAGAAUUCCCAGAGAUACAAAUAUGAAUUUUCACCUUCCAGAAGUUCCUGUGACAUGUGGAGGGGCAAAGGGGAUUUUAUAUAAGGAAAGAAUGAAAAAAGGAACCACAAAGAGGUGUAUAAAGGGUGAGGAUGGAAGGUGGUACACCCUCAGGGACUUUGAAAUUGAAGGAAACCACGGACCGUCCAAGAACUGGAAGAUGAGUGUGAGGUGUGGCGGAUUCCCCCUCAAACAGCUGAUCGAGAAUAAAUUUCUACCAGACCCGCCAAGAAAAAAAAGAAAGAUUAUCCCAGAACAUAGUGGAAAUAACUGUGUUGACCCUUUUCCAGAAAACUCAAAUAAAUGUGAAGUGUGCCGUGGACAUGGAACGCUGUUCUGCUGUGAUACCUGUCCAAGGUCCUUUCAUGAGACGUGUCACAUCCACCCUAUAGAUGCUAAAAGGGACCCAUGGAGUUGCAUCUUCUGCAGGAUAAAAGCUUUUGAGGAAAGGUACCCACAAAGCCAGGUAUGUCGCCAGGAAUCUGACGUCCUGAAGAGGCGGAUGCUGCCUGAGGAGCAGUUGAAAUGUGAGUUUGUCCUUUUGAAGGUCUACGCCUGUUCAAAAAGCACCUUUUUUGCCUCAAAGCCACAUUAUAGUCUGGAAGCAUCUCAUGGGAAAAAACUCAUGUGGCUAAACAAAAUCAAGAAAAAGCUGAAAAUGAAAUGGUACAUCCAAGUGGACGGGUUUGUGCGGGACAUGAACACCAUCUUUCAGAACCACAGGUCAUUUUACAAGAACAACCAGAAAUUCAUCCGACUGGGAAGCCAAGUAGAGGAUGUAUUUCAGAAUAACUUCAGAAACACCUUUGCAAUUCAGGAAAGAAGUGAGGACAGUUCUCCGUUAGAGCCCACUCUUUCAUAAAGUACACCCCCCCCCCCAUCUUUAGCAGCUACAUGAUAAUGCACUGUGGUCAAAAUGUGAACAUUUUGCCUGUUGCUGUGGAAACAACUUUUUCAAACAGAUUUUUUAUUGCCAUUUCUGCUCAUUUAUUUUUCUAAAUAAAACAUAAAAUUAUCCUGUCAA